AUGCGUAAAUCAAUUCCAGCUUUGUUAGCUACAGCCUCAAUAACAUUAGCUAGUCAAAAUGUGUUCAGUGUUCACGAUGACUUACUUGCAUUUCCACAGUAUGAGGUAGUAUUCUCAAAUGAAAUUCCUUCGCAAGAGGAAGCAUAUUUUAUCGUCAAUCAUCCCCAUUCGCCUGUCAGAUUUUUAGGAAAUCAAGAAGAUCUUAAAAGCAUACAAUCGUCUCAACACCCUAUUCAAGAUGAUUCGACCGAUCAUGAAUCCGAGCCUCCCAAACAAACCCACGAGCUCAUGUAUCUACAUGGUGAAGCGCAUGUAUGCACAAUUCCCAUAGUUUCUCUGCCUCCGCGAAACGAAACCUCAGAAGCCGAAGCUCGCGCUGCUGAACAAAAAGAACUUGCUAGAGCAACCGAUCGUGGUUGGGAACUACUUCAAGAUUUGGAGAAAAAUUGUCUAUAUUUCGUAUCCGGAUGGUGGUCAUAUUCGUUCUGCUACAAUAACGAAAUCACACAAUUUCAUCAACUGCCCGCACAACCCGGAAAGGCGGCAUUCCCACCCCAACCGGAUCCAUCAGCCCAAGAAUUUGUUCUCGGAAAGGCGAAGGCAUCACCAAAAAGCAAGAGUAAAGAGGACGAAUGGGGCAAUCAAAUAGAAGCGCAUGAGACACCCAAAAAUGGGGAAUCACCAAAAACGGAAUUACAAGUCAAGGGCGACAUGCGCUACCUCGUUCAGAAAAUGGAAGGCGGCACAAUCUGCGAUCUUACAGGCAAGCCCCGCCAAGUCGAAGUUCAAUUUCACUGCAAUCCUAAUGUCAAGGAUCGUAUUGGAUAUAUCAAGGAAAUGACUACAUUCAUUGGCGGGGUAACCGUCGGCGCAGGUAAAUAUGUCGGUAAAGAAGGACAACGUCUACCUAUCCCCCCAGACUUUGGAGAUGGUGACAGCGGAAGCCGGACAGAAAUCAUUGCACGUGGCAAAAUCAAGGCCCAGGGAGGGAAGGUCGAAGUUAUUAAUCCGAAAUCACUGGAAUCAAUGGAUCUCGACCCAAAAAUGAUCGAAAAAUUACAGGAGGAAGUCAAGAAGCUGGCAGGCGAUAAGGGCUGGAAAAUUGAGGUUGUCGAUGCACCAGGACAGGUUAGAGAAAUCUUGGGAAUUGUCGAGGAUGAUGGAGGACAGGGCCAUCAAAAGGGACCCGGAAAACCUAUCGAGGGGGGAUCCAAGGAGGAUGGUGAUAAGAAAGAUAGUAAUGUAUAUGAAGAUGAAGAUGUUGAAGAAGGUAGCGAGGAAAUAUUCAAGGAUGAAUUAUGA
Messenger RNA from Botrytis sinoallii, 1302 nucleotides. RefSeq lists its product as uncharacterized. NCBI's taxonomy places the organism in Eukaryota, Fungi, Ascomycota, Leotiomycetes, Helotiales, Sclerotiniaceae. The transcript has 3 exons. Gene Ontology annotation, cellular component: endoplasmic reticulum lumen. The record is from RefSeq and is a predicted model, not a curated record. Bases 1 to 1302 code for a protein of 433 amino acids. Gene Ontology annotation, biological process: retrograde protein transport, ER to cytosol; endoplasmic reticulum unfolded protein response.